AUGUUCGACAGAAUGUUCAAGAAGAUUAAGGCUAAACAAGAUGCUGAAGAUCUGAUGGACGAAGACUACCAAGAACACGAAUGGAUAACUGCCAAUGAGGACAUGGACUAUGAAGACGAAUAUGAGUCUGAACUAGACGAUGAAGAAACCAAGCAAAUGUUAGACGAACUGGCAGCUGAGUUAGUGGAACUUGGAAAACCAGACAAAGAAGAAGUUCUGUUCGAAUUUGAUGACGACACACAAGAAGAUGUGGCUGUUGAAUCAGAAGAGGAAGAUGGUGUCGCUCGCGCAGGAGUGAGAUUCGCGGACACAGAUGAUAAUGAGUCCGACACCAAAGGAAUUGUAAGAAGCUACAGUGACGACAGUGUCGAAGUUGGAGCGAAACGGGUACUUCGCCCAAGACACAAUCGAUCCUACUUCUCACAAGGGGUAAAAAUGAGACCCACUGAGAGAUACAGAAGAGAGAAAUCAAGAUUUGGAUAG
Messenger RNA from Cylindrotheca closterium, 483 nucleotides. NCBI's taxonomy places the organism in Eukaryota, Bacillariophyta, Bacillariophyceae, Bacillariales, Bacillariaceae. The record is from the annotation of a GenBank genome assembly.